Messenger RNA from Xiphophorus maculatus (southern platyfish), 2493 nucleotides. Its product is annotated as natural cytotoxicity triggering receptor 2-like. Gene Ontology annotation, cellular component: plasma membrane. Lineage: Eukaryota; Metazoa; Chordata; Actinopteri; Cyprinodontiformes; Poeciliidae. Gene Ontology annotation, molecular function: transmembrane signaling receptor activity. The transcript is spliced from 5 exons. The record is from RefSeq and is a predicted model, not a curated record. The coding region runs from base 1230 to 1883 and encodes 217 amino acids.
GUUCAGAGGAGGAACUGCAUCCUGCAGAGAAGUUCCUGGUUUAUCAGUGAAGCAGGAAGAGAAGCAGAGUUAGAAACAAUCAGCAGCUCAGGAUGAAGGUCUGUCUCACUCUGAUCUGCCUCUUCCUCCUCAGUGAGUACAUUAUUUUAUUUAUAUCAGUUUCUCUGCUGUCAAUCCUUCAUCCUUUCGGUUUAUUUAAAAGUUUUUCUACUUUACUGAAAUGUUUUAAGACGACUCUGUUUCUGUUAGUUUCUGUGGUAAAAGAUGUCGAUCUGUUUAAAAAUAACUUCCUUCAUAUUUGUCUUGCAGUUCCAGCUGGGUUGGGGGUCAUUUAGUAAAAAGAAAUUUGACUUUAAAUCUGUGGAUAGCAACUAUUCUGUAAAAAAUAUAUAUAUUGUAGCGAGGUUGUAUUAUAACUUGGACAAAGAAAAAUGACUGGCCAAGGCCAGAGAUCACUUCAGUGAAAUUUAUUAUGUUUUUAUUCAGGUGAGCAAAGAGGAGAGGUGCAGAAUAUGUAAAAUGACGUUCAAGGCAGAUUAAAAACAGACAAACAGCAGAACCUUCAGUGUAAGAGUCCGUCACCUUCAGUGUGACUUGUCAGUGCAGAGCCCAGCUUUUAAAGCCACAGGUUUCACCCACAGAAAGAACCAAACAAGAACAAAAAACUAAAUUACUUCUAACUCAACUAAACUCUUAAAAUACAGCCUUUUCCCCUUCCAGAUAAGUCUUCUAAAGACAUUUGAUCUGUUUCUGACUCAUUUUGCUGCUUGUGGGCUCAAUGUUGGCGUGCAAGACGUUAAAGGAUUUUCAAAAUAAAAAAUCAUCCAGACUCAGAUAAUACAUAAGACGGAAAUAAUUAAUUAUUUCUUGUGCGGCCCGGGAACCACUGGUCCACGGACCGGUACCAGUCCGCGGCCCGGGGUUUGGGAACGACUGGUUUAGGAUUAAAAACUUUCUGGAGGAACAAACUGCUGAAGGUGUGAAGUGAUUUAAAUGCUCUAAAAAUAACGGCAGUAAGUUUUGCUUCAAAUACAAACAGUGUGAUCCUAUUUUCUCAUAGUUGUAAAUGUUAGCUUGUAACAAUAAAGUUGACUAUUGGAGCAUAAUUUGAAUUUAAGGUGUAGAGCGACCUCUGGUGUUCAGAGGAGGAACUGCAUCCAGCAGAGACGUUCCUGGUUUAUCAGUGAAGCAGGAAGAGAAGCAGAGUUAGAAACCAUCAGCAGCUCAGGAUGAAGGUCUGUCUCACCUUGAUCUGCCUCCUCUUCCUCACAGCCCUGCAGGAUGGAGAAACUCUGGGAAACUACAGAGGAAAGGAAGGAGGAAACAUCACAGUUAGAUGUGAAUUUGUUUUCUUUGGAGUGAAAAUGUUCCUUUGUAAGGAAACUUGUGAAGGAAAAAAUAUUCUCAUUGAAACAACUAAAGAUAAAGAUCAGAGAGGCAGAUUCAGCAUCAGAUAUGAAAAAAGAAAUAUUUUUUCAUUUGAUUUUCUACAUGUGAGCAUCACUGAUCUGAAACCGUCAGACUCAGGACGGUACCGGUGUCGCUCCGAUGGAUGGAAAGGAACUCUAUACGAUGAUUUUGAUCUUGUUGUGACUGAAGAUUCUUCAGAACCAAAAUGGACUCCAAGACCUUUUCUAGGAUCAACUUUUCUCCCAACAUCAACUCAAAGUUUCUCUCCUUCUCCGUCUGAAACCAUCAAACUCACUGAGAAACCAGCUGCAGCUCCAGGUCUGCAGCUUUAUGUGAUUCUGUCUCUGGUCGUCAAGAUCAUCUUGUUAUCGACACCUUUGGUGAUUUUCUGCUGGAAGAGGAGAACCACGAAAAGCAAAGAUUCUGCUGUGGAAACUGAGAACGCAGAAAAAAUAUUUACAGUUUAUUCCUGAACUGAAACAAUCACAGCUCAAAGUACAGAUGAAGAACGGUUAGUCUCAUGUUUUCACAAUAAAAUAAUCAAAAUGAAUCAUAUUGCACAGUUUCAUAGAGAACCUAAAUGUUGAAAUAAGCUCUAUUUCCUGUCUAAAAAUUGUUCCUCAGUGUUGCAUAACUUUGAAAGAUGAUCUAAUCACUGUGCUGUGACCGUUUUAAUGUUUUAUUUAACAUAUUUUAAGUAUGUAAAUGUUUUCAUGUUCUCCAUUUAUAUUUUUGCCUCUUUUGUUUGAUUUAUUGUUCCCCUGUGAUAUAUAUUGGUUCUUUAUGAUGACAUUUCUCUGCUUUUUGCUUUUUCUCAGUUUUAAAUAUCCUUUUGAACAAGUUUAGCAAUGAAGCAAAUAAAUCUUUUUGUUAUUAUUCAACAUGAAUAUUUUUCCACCUGUGGUUGAAGAAGUUAUGCGUUUAAAGUGUUUACAUCAAUUUAAUUUUGUGAGGUAUUUUUCAGUGUAUUACUGCUCUUUUAGAGAAAAUGUGAUGUUUUAAAAAAACAUUUCCUGUUUAAUAAAAUUUGUUUUCAUUCUUAUAAUCCCAAUGUUACAUGACUAUGUUUGGAAAACGUUCCAU